Molecule: messenger RNA, 1726 nt
Organism: Tripterygium wilfordii
Lineage: Eukaryota; Viridiplantae; Streptophyta; Magnoliopsida; Celastrales; Celastraceae
Exons: 4
Coding region: 131-1036 (301 amino acids)
Molecular function (GO): protein binding
Source: RefSeq, a predicted model, not a curated record
ACAAGUAAUGAGAUCGGGGAAGAGACGCAUUUUUUUAAACAAUUUUGAGGAAAAUAAUAAAUGUGUAGUAUUUAAAAUCGGGACAAGUUAUAAUUUAUGCACCGAAUUUCCCUCUCCACAUUCCCUGUAAAUGGCCGCGGAGUUACAGUCAGUGGAAGGCUCAAUCGACGCAGAAACGGCAGCGACGGUCACAGAGACGGCGGAUACUAUAACGACGGCUAUAGUCGAUGCACAAACAGAGAACCCGGGGCAAAUCCCAGCCCCACCAAAACGACAGCGCCGGCCGAGUGUUCGCUUAGGUGAGAUUGGAGACCAGCCGGCCACUCUCAGCUACGACACGCAGAUGCGCAGUGCCAACCGCUACAGGCACCCGUCUUGGCGUCUCCCUAGAGAGUCCUCGAAAUCUUCCAAGGCACGUUCUGUAACCAAUCUUGUGAACGGCAACAACAACAACGAUACUCACAGUCAUAAUUACGACCAAGAGCCCGAAGAGAAUAAUCAAAACGGCGACUUGACGCUCGAAUUUGGGCACCGGACGGCGAAAGCGAAAAGAGGGACCACGAAAAGAGUGAGAUCGAAUUGGAUAUCUUCGAGGGUGGACGAAGCUGAGGGGAACAGUAGGGAGGUUGGGGAUGAAGAGUUUAGGGAUUUCGCUCCGGACUCGGAGGAUCCAUUAAAGGACCCGAGCCCCGUUCAUUCCGCGGACAACGUGGCUCUGGAUAUGUGGCAGAGUGUGCCCAGGAGGCCUAGUCGGACUAGGGUUUCCGAGAGCAGAGAAAAGGACGCCGUUGAGAUGGAUAAUUUGCUCGAGACGGAUUCCAGAGACCAGAAAUGCGGCAAUAGUGAGGGUGUGAGGACAUGGCUGAUAGAAUUGGGGCUGAGCAGAUAUGCACCUGUUUUCGAGAUACAUGAAGUGGAUGACGAGGUGUUGCCAUUGCUGACACUGGAGGAUCUUAAGGACAUGGGGAUAAAUGCGGUGGGUUCCAGGAGGAAAAUCUACACUGCGAUUCAGAAGCUUCGCAAGGGGUUCUCGUGAGUUUUUGUUCUAUUUUUGGUACCAAGUUAAAUUUGUAUGGUUGAGCUGGCAGUGAAGCCGGUUUGCUUACCAAGCUUAUAAUGAUUUUUUUGCACAACAUCAGUUGGCUUUUCUAGAAGACGACGGAGAUGUAAAGUGAAGCGCUAACGACUAAAUGGUUUAUCCAUUUGGGCAAAGGCUUGCUUUACCCUUCAAUCUUACCUUUUGAAGAUGCAUUUUAAUUGCUCCAUGUUGAUACAAGAUUAUGAAGGACUACCUUGAUAGUCACAUGCAGGUGGUAACAAACUUUGAUGUCAUCGGAUGGAGGACAAUUGAAGGUGGUGUUCCUUUGCUUUGGCGAAGGCAAAUCAUAAAGAGAUGUUCCAAUAUGUUGAUCAGAAGUGUAUUGUCUUUCUGUCUUACAAGUUACAACCUUCAUUACCGCCCCGUCCAUGAAGCAUUCAGUACGCAUUUCAGGAAAAUUUCUUGCACUACCUUGGCAUGGCGUGAAGGUGGUAUUUAGAUGGAGACGCGUACCAUUCUCGCACUUAAAUUAUUCGGAUCGACGUCGUCCUGUGAGAUUUUUGGAGUUCUUUUGGUUACUGUAGGCCUGUACAUUUUCAUAUCUAUUUCAAUCCCUCUUAACUGCUUUUGUUACGUUUUCAACAGUUGAAGCUUAUCGACAAAGGUGGUCAAUUUGUGAAGGUUAAA